Messenger RNA from Oxyura jamaicensis (ruddy duck), 1778 nucleotides. Its product is annotated as claudin-16-like. Gene Ontology annotation, molecular function: structural molecule activity. Lineage: Eukaryota; Metazoa; Chordata; Aves; Anseriformes; Anatidae. Bases 778 to 1437 code for a protein of 219 amino acids. Gene Ontology annotation, biological process: bicellular tight junction assembly; cell adhesion. The transcript is spliced from 6 exons. The record is from RefSeq and is a predicted model, not a curated record. Gene Ontology annotation, cellular component: plasma membrane; bicellular tight junction.
CGCAGUCCUGCUGGAACUGGCAAGUGCUUUGGUCUUUUUGGUCUUGCUGCCUUUAGACUAAGCUCUCUGACAGUUCAAAGCCUGUAACAUCUCUGGGAGAUGAGAAAUGCUGGACCAUUUCACAGUUAGAUACCUGAUGGAUAGCACUGGUUUUCUUCUUUAAUAGAAGGAAAAAAAAAAAAAAAAAAAAAAAUGGUCUUAAUUAUUGACUGCAUGCCUGGCCAAAGGUUUGAAAUAUCCCCCUCGCAACAGACUGCAAUUUUCUUCCUGCCACCUCUGUCCAUCUGACCCUGUUGCAUCAGUACUGUGAAGCCAACAUGUUUUAGGCCACUCAUCCACAAGCAGUAAUUAAAAGGCAUGAUUAAAGAACAGGGGAUAAGUGCCCAGGACACAGAGUCCCCCACCUGGGGAGUGUUUCUCCACAGCCCCAGCUGGUUCCCACAGGUGUCAAGAUGUGGUAUUUUUUGGAGGCCGACCUCUGUUCCCAGCCCAUUAGCUUUUUAACCACAGGACCCGCAUCAUGACUUGGAGCAGAAAGCAUAUCUGACGUGCCCUGGGGAAACAUUAAAUAGCCCAGUGUAGGCGUGGGCUUGCAGUGCAGCUGGACUCUGGUGGGUGUUGUGCUUCCUGGGCUCCAUCAGUCACCUCUGGAUGGGUCAGCAUCAAAUCCCACCGGUGCUCAAAAGCCUUCAGGACCCACUUCUGCCCUGAAGAGCUUUUGUCAUUGUCCCAUGCCUGCAAGGAGGAGCCUGACCACCACACAAUGAAGGUGUCCCCAUGAUUGCAGUCUUGCAGAUGAUGGCGUUCGGUCUUGCUCUCCUCUCAACCCUCUUCCUCCUCCUGGCCACAUGCACUGACUGCUGGAUGGUGAAUGCUGAUGACAGCUUGGAGGUGAGCCACAAAUGCCGGGGGCUUUGGAGAGAAUGUGUCACCAACAUGCAGGAUGGGGUCAAGACCUGUGACCAAUAUGACUCCAUUUUGGCAGACCAUCCAGUGAAGAUUGUGGUGACACGGACACUGCUGAUCACAGCAGACCUCCUGGUGGGCCUGGCCUUGGCAACUUUGCUCCUUGGGCUCGACUGCAUCAAGUUCCUCAAGGAAGAUCCUCGUGUGAAACUGAGGAUGUGCUACGGUGCUGGUGUCAUCCUUGGCAUCGGGAGCAUCCUGGGCCUGGUGGGCUCUGUGUGGUAUGCAGUGGAUGUCUACGUGGAGAGGGCCAUGCUGGUGUCACACAACAUAUUCCUGGGAGUCUACUAUGACUUUGGGUGGUCUUGCUGGCUGGGGAUGGCUGGCUCAACGGGCUGCUUCAUGGCAUCCAUCCUGCUGACCUGCUGCCUCUACGCUUGUUCAGGCCCCAGCAUCCACCAGCAGCCCCCGAGGCUCCCUCAGCGCCCAAUUGUCACCAGCAAGAUGUACACCGUGGACUCCCGUGUGUGAUGGGCAGCAGCACCUCCUGCACCCAGCCCAUUGCAUGAUGCUUACCCCAAGUCUGACCCCAUUAAAGCACUCCAGGACAUCUCUGCAACUGCUCUGGGACUCCAAUUUCAGGGCUCCAGGAAGGGCCUGCACAAGCUAUAGCAUCAGCAGCUGCAAAAAGUGGGCAGGCUGCAGAAGCAAGUCACACACAGAGGUUUUAUUGCCAAUUCCAGCCAGGUUUAUUCAAAAAUAAAACCUAGAAAAGUGGUGGUUUAUGAAAAGAGGCUCUUCAUUGAUGCCAGAAGAGAGAGGAGGUCUCUGCAGGGUGGGGGAAAGCUUAGCACCCCACCCAAUUUAAUUCC